AUGGAGCUGGGGGGUUCAAUAGCCACGCCGCUACCGCCGCCGACUGUCGCGGACGGGUGGGGGGGCAAGCCGGCCCUCCAGCACUACCCACACCCUUCUGAUGCAGCUGCGACCGCUGGUGUGGGAGUCCAGAGGUGCGAGUGGGGUCAAACGACGCAGCAGGUUCGGCGAGAGCGUCAGCAGCAGCCACAAGAGUUCCCUCCCGCUGUGUUAGCCCUGCAGCUGCAAGAGUGGGGCGAAACACAGCAGCAGCAGCCGCGGCAGGAAGCAUCCCCAACCCUCAGGCGCCAACAGUGGGGGCGGGGUGCCAGCGCGGCCACGCACUCGCUGGGCGGAGGUUGCUUGCGUGACGAUCAAGAGGCAGGACACGACCAGCCCCCCUUCGUGAUGAUGGGCAUGCUGGACGACAGCCGAGCGCUCCUGCUUCCGACGACUAGGGAAAGGCGGGAGGUAAUGGGGUCGCUUUCUUCGGCUUCAGUUCCUGUUACGUGGACCGACAGCACCGGCCAGUCGCGGACCGCGAUCUUGACCCGUACGAAAGCCAAGCCGAAGCCAUGCAACCCUCUUCCCAUGCUGGCCAACCUUCUGGCGUGGAUGCGAGAGCUUCCGCCGGGAGCCCUGCCCGAAAACAGGCUGCGCAUACGCCUAGAAACUCUGUUAGCGCUGCAAUCUCCGUCGAAGUCUGUGUCCCGGCAAAGCAGCACCAUCGGCAAAAACACCAACAGCAACAGUGGCCAUACUAACCGCGACCGUGGAGACACCACCACAUCCACCGCAACCGCCACCAACAACAACAACAGCAAUACCACCAGCAACCACGAUGGCAGGGCAUCUGGUGGCGGCGACGGCGAUGGGGACCUCUCCCUAGGGGCGGCUUGGUUGUUGGCUCACCUGAUGUUCGGCAUGGACGGGGGCGGCAAGGCAACGGGGCCGUUCGAGCGUGAGAUUCUCAAUGGCAAGGUAAGCCUCUCUGGCGCAGAGGCAAACGCGAUGCCACUUCUUCUGUGCCCGCUGAUUGGCUGGAGCCCAAGGCCUCGUGAAGUGAUCCAGGCGAUGUCCGAAGGGGCCGGCAUCUUGUGCGCCUACUCGGUAGAACUUGCCGCCUUCGAGACGCAAACGGGGAUAUGCGGCAAGGCGGCGGACGAGCUUGUCCACGCCGGGUUCGCCCGGAAGGUGGAGUUCGGAGAGAUGCUCGCCCUAGAUCAGAAGAUGGAGGACGCGUGCGAGCUGGUGCUCAAAAUCUUCCUGUGCAACUGGGACGUAGACCGGGAAGUGCGUGCGCAAGUUGCCUUGGGGCUGACAAAGACGGGCCCCGUGGCGAGCGGGCUGUGCCCCCCCGACAUCCCUUCCCUCUUCUCUGGCCGGCAAAAAUGGAGGAGUUCCACUACGGCCGUUAGGGGGGGCGAUGAACGUUCGAGUUGCCGAGGUCGCAUGGGUGGGCUUGUGGGCGACCUGUGCGUCAGGCUUCACUCGUGGUGCCACCAGGUGAUGCGAGCGGGCAGGGACUUGCGCGUCCUGCUCCUGCUGCAAGUGCUGAAGGGCGAGACCGCAGGUGAUCUGACAUCCCAACGCGAGUGGACCGGGCCCAUGGCACAAGCGUUCGGGCUGUUGGGAGGAGCCGAAGUCAGCUAUCACAAGCGCCACAGAGACAGCAUUGGCGGGACUGCCAGCGCCGGCUGGGUGGCAUCUCUGUCGAAGGAGGAACGGCUGCUUGAAGUGGCAUGCUUGCGGCUGAAGCAGGCCAUGAAAUGGGUCCUUGUGGUUGUCCGCGGGCUUGCGGAAGAAUCGCAGAAGAAAGGAGAGCACGACGAGGCCGUCUUGAUAUUCCGCCUGCUGGUGCGGCGCGACCAGGGCUUGGCAGGACCGAUGUACAGGGACACAGCGCCAGACUUGGUGUGGGCGGCAGACUGGGUCACCUGCGACCAGAGGGGAUUCGCGUACACGAGGCUGGCGAUCAACCUCAAGACUCACCUCAAGCGGCCCCGAGAAGAGCAGCUAGACGUCGUCAAGGCCGCGUGUGACGACGACUGCGUUCGAGGAGGGGACAGGGUUGAUCUCUGGGAACGGUAUCAAGGCCUGCACAAGAAGUGCGGCGACCGACAAACCGCAUCGCUGAGGGGGCGACAGCGGAGCCCCCUUUGGGACCCCAAGGUCGAGGACAUCCACCCUCCCGUCGAGACUCAGAAACAGGGCAGCCAGGGGACCCUCGGUGAAAAGGGGGGCCGCAAGCUCUACUACUACAACGACGCUGCCCCCGGUGAGCGGCGCUGGAGCGAGGCCCGGUCACAUAACGUCGAGGAGGUUGUCAUCAGGGAGAGGUACUCUGCCGGUGGUUGGCUGGGCCUGCACGGUGAAUCUAAACUCAUCAUGUUCAUCCUGAUGCUGCUGCUGUGGGAAGAAGUUUUCGACAGCGGCGUGGAAGCUGCUGUGCCACACUGUAUUAUGAUCUCACCGCUGGACACGAGCGAUAAGUUCUUCACCACCCGUAGGGAAGGCCUGCCGGACCGCCUGGCAACGAUUGGACAGUACGCGGACCGGCAGCUGUUUUCAGACGUCGGUCAGCGCUACGAUAGGUUAAGAGGCGUGCGGAGUGGCUGGUGUGAUUGGAACGUGUUUCCCAAACAGCAGAUAAUGGAAAUCUGUGUCGCCUUCGGAGGGAAGCGGUUGUCCGAUCUGCUCAAGACGCUCACGAACAACCUCGCUGAUAUGGACAAGGGUUUUCCUGACGUGGUGCUACGGCGGCCGAAGGGCGCCGAUUUUGGAGCUGGCGGGUCUAGCAGUGGCGGCGGCAGGGACGAGCGCGAUUGGAAAGCGAGGACCCACUUCGGGCUCGGAUGGCAGGGCCACGGUCACGGUUGGGAGGUGGAGGUUGUGGAGGUCAAGUCGAAGGGCGACACCAUCAGCAAGGAGCAGAAGGCCUGGCUGGCUGAGCUGGAGGACAUUGGCGUGCCCGCGAUGGUGUCUCGGGUAGUGGCCGAGAAUGAGGCCGUGCCCAAGAAGCGAAGCCGGUCGCGGUAGAAAAUGGCCGACUCGAUCGUGCCAAGCGGGGAACGUCCGCAACUCGUUUUACCACAAACUUGUCGAAGCACACAAUAUUUCUUGUUCGGCACCAUGGCGAGUUUCAAGACGAUUUGCACAAGGGCAGUGCAUUACUCAAGUGGUAUGAUAGAGCCAGGACUGAACCCUGAUGCAUGGUCACACAACAUGAGCUCCCAAUGUCAUUGUUGGUGGUGUUGUUGUGUUCACCUGGAAAAAAACGCUCGGGUUGUAACGUCCGUUCCUGUCAAACUGACGCGGACGGACGCCUUCCGUGGUCCCAGGCCAAUUACCCCCAAAAUGGUACACACUUCGAAAUAUCGAAGAAGGCGAAAAGGACCCACAAUAACAUCACAAACGCGAAAAACAAAUAAAAACUUAAACAGCCAG
This is a messenger RNA of Ectocarpus siliculosus, 3426 nucleotides long. Lineage: Eukaryota; Phaeophyceae; Ectocarpales; Ectocarpaceae. The record is from the annotation of a GenBank genome assembly.